ACACCAACCUCAUUGUCUGUUAUUUUCUGUUUAUAUUGUUUUAAUAAUUCUUGAAAGAAUAUACUGCUUACAAUCUCUUUUGUGUUAUAUGAUGGCAGUGUUGGUGAAUGGAUUUGUGUGCAAGGACCCAAUGCAAGUUCAAGCUGAUGAUUUCUUCCUCACGGGACUGGACAAACCAGGCAACACGAGUAACAAGGUUGGGUCCAAUGUGACCCAAGUAAACGUAGCUCAGAUAUCAGGACUCAAUACCCUCGGAGUCUCUUUGGUUCGGAUAGACUAUGCACCCUAUGGUCUCAAUGCACCCCACACGCACCCAAGGGCGACAGAGAUUUUAACAGUUUUGGAGGGCACCCUUUACGUCGGAUUCGUCACUUCCAACCCAGACAAUCGCCUCAUAACAAAGGUCCUUCAAAAGGGCGAUGCGUUUGUCUUCCCAAUAGGCUUGGUUCACUUCCAAUUUAACAUUGGCCUCACCAAUGCCAUAGCCAUUGCAGGACUGAGCAGCCAGAGUCCAGGAACUAUCACCAUUGCGAAUGCUGUGUUUGGAUCGAAUCCACCCAUCUCAGACGACGUUCUUGCCAAGGCAUUCCAAGUUGAUAAGAACAUAGUUGAUUAUCUCCAAUCGCAGUUUGGAAUGAAAAACUAGAGCAUGCCCCAUACAAUAAAAUGG
Magnolia sinica is the source of this 670-nucleotide messenger RNA. Its product is annotated as putative germin-like protein 2-1. Gene Ontology annotation, molecular function: manganese ion binding. The record is from RefSeq and is a predicted model, not a curated record. NCBI's taxonomy places the organism in Eukaryota, Viridiplantae, Streptophyta, Magnoliopsida, Magnoliales, Magnoliaceae. The coding region runs from base 89 to 646 and encodes 185 amino acids. Gene Ontology annotation, cellular component: cell wall. The transcript has a single exon.